AUGUGUAACAUGGAUGGAGAUUCCCUCGUGAAACAAACGUUUAAUCCUUCGGAAGAAAUUGCUGAACCCACCAGUGGGCCAUUCAAAUACAGGAUAGAUCCAAAAACUAUCCAAUUGACGGAAAGCCCUCUCGACGACUACCAAAGAACAGUAUUUGCAACAUUACUCUCCCAGAACCAACCUAUCGACAUAUCCAUAGCAGAUAUAUCUUAUAAGUCAAACCUCAUCGAGAAGAUUCGUAACCUACCAUAUGCCAGUAGUCUGUAUAACAAAGAGAGACAGAAUACCACCAAUAAGCUCUCAACCAAACAUCCUAGUGAAGAGACACUUCCAAAGGAAAAGAGGGACAAGUCCAAACACAUGAAGAAAAUCCUAAGAUGCUCCGAGUAUCUAUUACCAGACAUAUGUAGCUGUGAAGAAAACAACAAAGGAGGCAAACAUACAAUCGACCUGUGUGACUCCCUGGACAGUGAUACAAGGAGGCACCUGGCACUAAAACCCAAUACUCCGCAAAUUUUAAUGGGCGACGUUGAACUGGACAUAGAAGAAAGAACAGAACCAAGCUCGUAUAAGAACAAUGUUGUUGGGAACAAAACUCAAACAGAAGUAACCCACGAGGACAGCGAAGGCAAUAACCCUAGUGGGUACACUAAUGGGCUCAAAUCCGAUAACGUACAGUCGCACGCCAAAAUAGCACGUAAGCUUAUCAACCCCAAUAAUGGGAUAAUACUUUCUGCCGAAACCAGCUACGUCUUCUUAACGGGAAUAUGGAGGUUGUAUGAAGACAUAAUGUUUGGGCUUCUUCAUAUCAAUCGACACGGUAACACGCCUAAUAGCACAGCUCAAGCUGUUUGUCGACGGGAGUUGGACAUUGUCCUCCACAACAUAUUGUUUUCUUCGCGCACGAGUGCAAGUAGGAAAGAAAAAGGCACACAGUUCAACUCAAUCAAGGACUCAGCAAGUUUCCAGAGUAGCACAAAGAGCGACUAUCCUCUGGGAGCAGGGCAGUACGACGAAUUUCACUGGGCCAAUUUCCCGUUGAGUCUAAGGCAACAUUUGUUCGAUCAGUAUAUGGAUAAAAUUAUUCAUUUCGAUGGAGUACCAAAAAAAUUGACAACCUUUGUGGAAGAUAUGGAUAUUAUUCAUAGGGUUAGAGGCGGAUUUACUCAUAUCCAGGGUACAUGGGCACCCGUUGAAGUAGCACGAUCAUUAUGUUCUAUGUUUUGUUUCCCGAUAAGGUAUUUUUUGGUCCCCAUAUUUGGACCUGAUUUUCCUUCCGAUUGUGAGCAGCAGUUUUUGAGUCGACACGACGAAAUGCUGUUUAUUAACAAACUCAGCUACAGUUCCGCAAUUCCGCAGAAUAGUUCUGUUCGAGGUUACGACGGAUCCAUACAAAAGCCCCCGACACAUCAUCCUAAGCCUUUAAAAAUUAAACAAUUGUACAAGUUUCCAAGACGGCAAUCUAAAAGCUUUUAUUGGGAGAAUGAGUUUGAGAAAUCAAAGGGAAGGUCCCCAGUGAAAGAUAGUUCAAAUAAAGCCUCCCUAUCAUCAAAAGAUAUAAAAAACAAUUCCAUGACGACAAUAUCAAGCAAAGAUGAGCGCAGCAUUCCUACGUCUCUUCGCCCUUUGGAUAGAACAGUCUAUUCUCAAGAAACGUUCAGGCCACACGGAAUAUCUGAGACAAAUCCAUACCAAAAUGCACCACAGAGCACGUAUGCUCCAUUUUUUUAUAGCCAGGAACAGCAGAUUCUGCAUUACCAACCACAAGUCUAUGGGUCAGUUGGGUUAUCACCCCAACAAUCAUCGUGCAAUCCUGGAGUGUAUCCAUUGUUCAGUGAGGAACCUGUAAACACUGUCCAAAGUACGCCUGUUCAGUGUUUUCCGAUGGCAGGUAGGCAGCACGGAUGGCAUCAUCAGGAGAAUUUGAUGCCAGUAACGAUGCCAACUCUUUUAGUACAGCCAAACAAUAAUCAGACAAUCAACAUGGCCGCUGCAAAUCCCUAUCCCCAGACUAUGCCAAAUAUAAGUGGCUCAGGGGCAUUUAUGGGUAACAUUUUACCUCCGAUAAUGUAUAGUCCCAAUCGAGUUGAGUGUCAGUCACGAUGCCGGCCUCCAAUCCACACUGUAAACCAUGCUGCACUUAGAAUACCUGUCGCAGUUCCACCAUUGGAAGCCAUACGAACCUAUGGAGUUGAAAACCAUCCCAGACAUUUCAAUUACGCUAUGGGGUCUAGGCCGCCUUUUGAGGCUAAUCGCACAGCUAAAAUUGGUUCACAGAACCCUGUCCUUGAGGAUUGUAGCGAGCACCAUAAGUUCCGAGACAGUUAA
Messenger RNA from Huiozyma naganishii CBS 8797, 2328 nucleotides. RefSeq lists its product as uncharacterized. The transcript has a single exon. Gene Ontology annotation, molecular function: DNA binding. Lineage: Eukaryota; Fungi; Ascomycota; Saccharomycetes; Saccharomycetales; Saccharomycetaceae. The record is from RefSeq and is a predicted model, not a curated record. The coding region runs from base 1 to 2328 and encodes 775 amino acids.